Molecule: messenger RNA, 1395 nt
Organism: Amphimedon queenslandica
Lineage: Eukaryota; Metazoa; Porifera; Demospongiae; Haplosclerida; Niphatidae
Exons: 4
Coding region: 69-1238 (389 amino acids)
Biological process (GO): nucleoside metabolic process
Cellular component (GO): cytosol
Molecular function (GO): methylthioadenosine nucleosidase activity; adenosylhomocysteine nucleosidase activity
Source: RefSeq, a predicted model, not a curated record
UUGUUAUAGGCAAAGAGUGUACUCUGGCAGCAGUCCUAAAAAUAUUUGAUUCUUCUGCUAACCAUUACAUGACAAUAGGGACUGGACUGGGUGUAUAUGUGUCUGAUCUGAUGCCAAUGCCAGGACAAGCAAGUACCUAUCUUAAUAUUGUAUUCCAGAGGUGGUUUCAAGCUAAAAAUAAUCGCACUUGGGAUGAAUUAAUAAAGCUCUGUGAUGACUAUCCUGAUAAACUGGGUAAAACAAAGGCUAAUCUUCUGGAAUAUAUAGGCAAAGAAGGCUUGGCAGAAAGCAAGGGGACAGCACAAGCAAAUGCUAAAAAGCAAAAGAUUGAUUCAAAAGAACCAGUUGAUAGUGCAGCAGCUGGUGAGGACAAGAGUAAAAGUGAUGAGCAAAAAUCAGAUCCACCUCCUGAUGUCAGCAAAUAUUGCCCAAAACUGGAGGACAUUGAGCGAAAAAUUGAGAUGAAAACAAUUGAAGAGCUGACCGAAGGAGAGAAAGAGUUUAUAUCAAAGGUCCGUUACGUUCUGGCGACUGCCACAACCAUAGAAUACUGUGCUGUGAUGGGUUCAAUCGAUCCUCCUGGAGGUGAUGGUAAAUAUAUUAGAGUUAUCACAACAGAUGAAACUGGGAAUUUUAUCCUGGGGAAGUAUGGGUCGUGUAAUGUAGCAAUAACUAGGACAGGCCAGGGCCCAGAUGAGACUGAAGAUAUUCUUGUUUCAGUACAAAAUGACGUAAAAGCUGAUUUUGUCAUUGCUAUUGGGAUAUGCUAUGGAGCAAAGGAGAGCAAAACUGAGGAACUCAGUGAUAAAACAAAUUUAGGUGAUAUUAUUGUUGCCAAAAGUAUUAUCGACACUGCACAUCAGCGUAUUGAAGGAAAAGAUACAAUCGUUUUAGCUACCGAGUACCAUUGUGGAAGGAAUCUUUUAAAAAAGUUCAAACACCACGAAGUCUUUGAAAUUGAAGGUAAAGCCGUUAAAGUUCAUCAUCAAGGUUCUCUGGCCUCUGAAUUCACACUGUUUCGUAGCAAAGAAGCAAAGGAAGAGAAACUAAAAAGUGUCCAAGGAGCACUUGGAGGAGAAAUGGAGGCAAAAGGUAUUCAUAAAGCUGCUGAGAGAGUAGGAUUUGAAUGGAUUGUAAUAAAAGCUAUUGUCGACUGGGGAACAGAAGAAAAAGACAAGAAGUGGCAACCAUUUGCAGCUGUCUCGUGUGCCAGGUUUGUACUACAGCGCUUGAAAUGAUGCAUGAGGAUGCAUGAACCAUUGAAAGAAACUAUUAGUAUUAAGUGUAUUAAUUAAUUAAUCUAAACUAGGCUGAGUUUUAUAUGAUCACAGAUUAAUUUUUGUACCUUUUAUAGACCAGUUUUUUAUUAGUUAUUGUGAUGCUAAUAUUUCUUUU